CACCGUACAACCCGUGACGUCAACCCACAACAACACCAUUGUCUGUCUGCUGAUCUCUUCGUUCAUACGUUCGUCAAAUUCACACACUGUCAAAAUAAACCAGGUAGCAUGUACUACAGUCUUCUUGACAGCUGCUCGCGCCUAAAGGACGUCUUUAUUUUUGCUCGCGCUUCAUACCGUCAGACAGAUGUAGUAAGCUCGAUGCUAACUUACACUGAGGAUCUUAUCAUCGGGGUUUGAUUGACUAGCCGCGAAAGUGUGAAGUGCGAUAUUUACCGUGAAAUUAAGUUCCCGAAAUCCUCAUACGUGAAAUGAGUACUCAAUAGAAACUAAAAUAUUUGAGGUAAAAAUCACCAUGGGUGGUCUUUAAUGUCAUGAUCAUUCAGCGAUCCGUUUAUCUUGAUAAGAGCGAGCUCGAUUAACGUUAGAUCGGACACAGGAUCAUGACGGACACGGUGGUCCUCUCCUUCCAGACUCGGCUGUCCGCGGUCAUGGAGACAGUCCUCAAGACCACUAUGUACGAAAUCACCCGGCUGGUGGAGGACAGCUUCUUGGAGCAGAUGGAUCGAGGCAAGCGGGAGGCGGAGGCGUUCAAACGGAGGCUGAUAGUGUCGGAGGCCAAACUGAGAGAACGGGAGAGGUUUAAGAGGGUGAGGUGUGUGGACUGUGGUCGGACAGCGGUGUCCAGGAGGAGGAUACUACACCGAGGCCCCGAAGCACAGAGCAGUUUGGACCACGCACUUGAUGUAAAGCAGGAAAAAGCCUCUGACAGUAGCUGGAGGUGCAGUCCCAAGGGAAGCACAAAUCAUGAAAAGCCUUCAGCAGCUCCAGAAACUAAACAAAAUGUCGAUCAAGUGUGUGAACCUAAACCUGGAGGAGAAGUGAAAGAGGAAGCAACAGAGGCUAGAAACCCGCAAGCUUGUCAAGUGAUACAUCCUCAAAUACACAAACAAAAAGAUCCUCCGGGCAGUGUUGAAGAGAUCAAUGGACUCCGAAUGACAGAUUCUGACCACAAACCAGGUGGCAGAUCUGGCACAGAUAUACCUGUGGAUGAAGCCAGACACCGAAACCUCAAAAAAUGGUUUGAUCCUAAAAAAGACCCUUUAGCAUGGUCACCUGUUUCACAGCCAGAACCAGCCAGGACCUCAGUAUCUUCAGAGUCUCCAGGUUUGAGACCGCAAAUAGGCAGCAUUGACUCAGGGCCUGUUAAAGAGGAAGUUGUAGUGAUGCUUCCACCAGACUGGGAAGAUAUAGAAAGGAUCAGGCCUCAGGUGGUUUCUGCUCAAACCAGUGCUAAGAAAGCACAAUUAGAUCUUCAGCCUGGAGAUCCUCUAAUCACUGGGCCUCAAAGACAGGAGCGGGUUUCCUAUCCUGCGCCUCCCGUCAAGGUUCAGAACCUUGCACCACAAACCGUGCAGCAUCUCACAUCACCCGUUAGGAAAAACACAAAAAUCGUUCUACAUCCCAGUUCGGUUGUGACAGAUCACGGCGCUGUUGAAGUUGACCGGGGACAAUCCAUCUGUAAACCCCUUCCUGCUCCAAAACCCUCUCAUAUCCGUCAGUAUCCUGAAGGAGCCACUACAGGUGAAAGAAGUUUCAGUACCAUACAGCCAGGAAGAAGUCUGCCGCAGAUGGUCAGUAUGAGGGUUCAAGGGGACACACGGCACCUUUCGGCAAAGACAUUGCACAACUGCAGCCAGUGUGGAAAGGGCUUCUCUCAUCUGUGUCACCUCAGAGCUCACCAGCAGAUCCACACAGGUGAGAGGCAGUUCUGCUGUACCAUCUGUGGACGCAGUUUCACCAAACUGAGUAACCUGAAAGCGCACCGCAGGGUUCACACCGGCGAGAGACCUUACAUCUGCACAGACUGCGGGAAAAGGUUUACCCAGAAAUGCAACUUGAAGAGACAUCAGAGAAUUCACUCUGAGUUCACUCACUCUAAUGUAUGACGAGACGUUGGGGGGGGGUGAUAGUGGUAGAAUCUGGUACUUAACACAUUAGAAUAUUAAUUGAUGUUUUGUUGAAUGGUUAAUUUAUUUUUUUUAUAUCAUCCAUUGUAUUAAAAUUACUAGACCUCAUUUUUCGAACCUCAUGCUCAGAAAAUUUUCAUCUGUAGUGAUGUGACCGGAUCACUCAGGGGAAAUGCCAAUUUUAUCAAGAUAAAUAGAAAUAUUUUAAAACAGACCACUUUUCCAUUCCCUCUUGAUAUGGAACAGGCUAUUUCUCACAAAUAAAUGUCCACAUUUUACCCUAAAAUCAAAAGAAGAGAAAAAUAUAUAUAGCUUUGAUGAAUACAACACAAUUGCUCAAGUAUAAACUGGCAAAUGAGAUCCCUUUUGAUUUGUUUGUUUUUUCAGAUGCAUAGCAUUAGCUAUUUGAAAUGGUGCAUUACUGUUUUUUCCUUUUUAUUUUUAAGAUAUGCGAUAAACUGUUUGAAAAACGAAUUUAUGUGCAUAUGCUGCUGUGGGCUUAAAUAGUUACAUGUUCAUAUUUAGAUGUCAGUGGUUAAAGGUUCAAACCUAUGCAGGAGGAGCCAAUGAAAGCACCUGCUAAACUUCAAAUGACUAUUUUAAAAUGUAGUGACAUUAAAUGACAUGGUUCCUGUGUUUUUUAAAGCAUAAAGAAUGAGUAACAGUACAGCUGGUACAUUCAAGCUACUUUCUCUUCUCUUUUUAGUUGAAUGUCUUUUGUUGAUUAAAUGCCACAGACUGUGUUUUAUUACACACUGUGCAAACUCUUCCAGAAAUGCAUGCAAACAGAUUAUUGGUGAAUCAGGUACACCGGAGUAAGCCACGUACAUUACAGGCUCUGUGACUGUAAUUCAAAUCAUUUGAUUCUUUUUCUGUGAAAAUGAAAAAUAUAAAUGAUGAAAUUGCAUUGAAAAUGGACCAAAUGGCAGGACGUUAAUGUCUACAUUUUUGUCAUAUAUAUUUUGUUUUGUAAAGUUAAAUUGAGCUAAAUUAAAUACUUCUCCAUCUGUUUGGUAUGUA
Molecule: messenger RNA, 2990 nt
Organism: Carassius gibelio (silver crucian carp)
Lineage: Eukaryota; Metazoa; Chordata; Actinopteri; Cypriniformes; Cyprinidae
Product: zinc finger protein 394
Exons: 3
Coding region: 444-1949 (501 amino acids)
Biological process (GO): regulation of transcription by RNA polymerase II
Molecular function (GO): DNA-binding transcription factor activity; RNA polymerase II cis-regulatory region sequence-specific DNA binding
Source: RefSeq, a predicted model, not a curated record